GCAGCAGUGCAGUAGAUUUGUCGUCGGGUGGUGGACGUACAAUCGAAGUUUCUCCCUAUGUCCCCCGCAUAUCUCAACAACACUUUGUUCAGUGUCUGUGAAACGGCAAUUCCAAAAAAGAACAAACUUUUUCAACAACAACAAAAUUCAGAAUAGUGGAUUAUGUUCAGUGGUGAUUGCAACAAGUGAAAUACACCUCAUCAAAGAUUGUCCAUCGCCAUUUUCGAAAAGCAAAAACACAAAAAUGGAUCACCGUCAUUAUUCACCUGCCGGAUUAUCCGAGUCGGAAUUAGACGAGAGCUCGUCUACGGCCAGCUCACCGAUGAGCAUUUCGAGUGCGGAAGCCAGUUCGCCGUACGACAGCAGCCGAUUGAACGGCGGCGACGAAGAUCCAACGGAUAGUUCGUUCUCGACGUCGGUCCAUUCACCGAGCAUCAUCAGCUCAUCGCCUCCUAGUCCGUCCGAAAGCCUCUGCAACAAUAAUUACGCGAACCAGUGGUCUAACCCGUAUUGCAACGCAACGAAAAGUGUCCGGUGGUUCCGUGACGAUCGUGGCCUUUGGAGCGAACGAUCAUCGUCCAAUCGACGAAACACGAACAGUCCCUACAAUCGGAAUACGUUGUCCAGUGCUGCCACGACCCGACUCAACAACGCCAGCAGUCAUAAAGAAAUGAGCGAAGUGCUGAUCGAAGCCGUUCAACGCGAAGAUCAGGUGCAGCUGCGCCAUUUGCUCGCCAAGAGCGCCACCCACGUCAACAUUUUAGGACAGGAAGGCGAUUCGGCACUGCAUCGAUCAUGUCGGCAAGGAAACUUGGACACAGUCAAAUUACUCGUACGUUAUGGAGCUGAUCCGGAAUUAGCCAACCGCGAGGGAUGGAGUCCACUGCACUUGGCCGCACACAGCGGCUACCACGAUGUUGCCCUUUAUCUUUUGUCUCUUACCCGGCGGUAAUCACCUCUGCCUUCUUCCUUUUUCUUUAAAAACUGGAUUCUUCCGCCUGCUUAUUUUUGAUCCCGAAUGUCACAAAGUCAAGUAUAGUUGCAAAGACAUUCGAACAAAACAAAGAAAAAAUGGAUCAAAAUCGUUGGAAUCCCCGAGUCACUGUGAUUGGCGACGUGCGGAAAUGCCUCGAGCCUCCCCUUCUGACAAACUGACAUUUUUUUUUUAGAGGGGGACACAUCAAUGGAGAGAGAACUGCCGAGUCUAUUACUUGGUAAUUAGAUUCAAUUUUGUUUUGUCGUCUUGAAAGAAAAAAUAAUUAAAAAGUCGUGUAUCAUAUGGAAAAUACCACAAUGCAGCAUAUGCCUUCGACGAUUCGAAUAGAAUCAACCAUAUAAUAAUAAAACAAAAAAUUCCUCCUUUGUUCUUGUAAAAUACGAGUCUUUUCAUAUCUGGAAAUUACUGAUUUUUUUUUUUCUUCUUUAAAACUUAAAAAAAAACAAAAACAACAAAAAAAUGGUUUAAUGUUUGUAAUGACGUCCUCCUUUUUUUUUAUUAUUUGUGUUGUUGCUCUGUACAGUACCACCUUCUACACAUGUGAUUGUGUGGCUGAAAAAUAAAGGCUCAUGCAAAUUACA
Daphnia carinata is the source of this 1578-nucleotide messenger RNA. RefSeq lists its product as uncharacterized. The coding region runs from base 245 to 952 and encodes 235 amino acids. The transcript has 2 exons. Lineage: Eukaryota; Metazoa; Arthropoda; Branchiopoda; Diplostraca; Daphniidae. The record is from RefSeq and is a predicted model, not a curated record. Gene Ontology annotation, molecular function: protein binding.